Trypanosoma theileri is the source of this 1509-nucleotide messenger RNA. RefSeq names its product putative ATP-dependent RNA helicase. Gene Ontology annotation, molecular function: ATP binding; RNA helicase activity; nucleic acid binding. Bases 1 to 1509 code for a protein of 502 amino acids. Lineage: Eukaryota; Euglenozoa; Kinetoplastea; Trypanosomatida; Trypanosomatidae. The transcript has a single exon. The record is from RefSeq and is a predicted model, not a curated record.
AUGAGUGAGUUUGAACAGCUGGGUGUUCACCAGUGGCUGUCGAAACAAUGCGCCUACAUGGCUCUCCACCGACCAACACCCAUUCAAUCUUUCUGUAUCCCUGCUAUCCUAUCCGGUAAAUGUGUAGUAGGUGGUGCAGCUACUGGGAGUGGUAAAACUGCUGCCUUUGCGAUUCCAUUACUACAGAUUCUCGCCGAAGACCUCUACGGUGUAUUUGCCCUUGUCUUAACCCCCUCCCGCGAGCUCGCAUACCAAAUUGUGGAUCAAUUUAUGGCCCUUGGCGCCCCGCUCCACAUCCGCACAGCCCUCAUCAUUGGCGGCGUCCACCACGAUUCGCAGCUCGAGGCGUUGGGUGGCCGCCCACACGUUGUGGUGGCGACGCCGGGGCGCCUGAAAUUCAUCCUGGCCACCUUCCCGGAGGCCCGCCGCGCCUUCACGCACCUCCGUUUUCUUGUCCUGGACGAGGCAGACCGACUCACCAGCGACGACUUGGAGCCGGACGUGGCGGAGGUGGUGGAGCGCCUCCCCCCCGCCUCCGCAGCCCGCCGCACGUUGCUCUUCACCGCCACUCUCGAGCCCCGCCUCACCCACGUGGAGGAGGACGGGUGGCUGCCGCGUCUCGGCAUAACUGACGCAGAACAGCAGUUGAAGGUGUUCGCUACUAAUACUGUUAUGCUCACAGAAGGUGAGAUGGGAAAUACUGUCGUUUCCCACCGUGUGGCUGAUUCCCUGCAGCAAAAAUAUAUAUUUAUACCAGAUAUGGUAAAGAUGGCGUACCUCGUCGCCGCUCUUCGCAGCGCAGGUCCUGAACAGACGACUAUUGUUUUUACCAACUCAUGUAUGCGCUGUGAAGUUGUCCGCCUUACAUUGCAGUUAUUGGGAUUCCCUGUCUGUAGUCUUAAUUCUAUCAUAUCCCAGAAACACAGAGUGGAUAACUUGGCAACCUUUAAAUUAGGCAUUGCCCGCAUCUUAGUGGCAACUGACAUUGCAAGUCGUGGACUUGACAUCCCUGCUGUGGGAUUAGUUCUGCACUACGACCUACCUAAGCAGACACCCAUAUACCUGCACCGGGUUGGCCGCACAGCGCGUGCAGGUCGUGAAGGUCUCUCAGUAGCUUUUGUUACAGAGUACGAUGUCCAAUUAGUGCGUCGCCUUGAGAAAAGACUCUCUUGCACUUUGUCACUUUGGAAAUCCAAGGGUGUCAAUGAGAAAGGGGUUUUGAAACUAUUGGAUGAAGUUUCGGCGGCAAAAGUGCAGGCAAAACUUCAGGUAGAAGAACAGUUUGGCCGACGUGUGGAAACCUUAAAAGCACAUGCCGCAGCAAAAAAAGCUCAGUCUUAUGGUGAUCAAGAACCACAUGAUGUAGCGAGUCGUACAAAGAAAAUGAGUUCAGAACACGAAACAACUAUCACUUCCUCAGCAUCUUCGCUGAAAGAGAAUACGGAAGGUAUAAGACCAACCAAAGGAAAAGGAAAGUCUACAAAAAAGCGAACUAGAAGCUGUGCGUGA